Messenger RNA from Oncorhynchus nerka (sockeye salmon), 3058 nucleotides. It is a transcript of the gene selenon, whose product is annotated as selenoprotein N. The record is from RefSeq and is a predicted model, not a curated record. Gene Ontology annotation, biological process: skeletal muscle fiber development; calcium ion homeostasis. Lineage: Eukaryota; Metazoa; Chordata; Actinopteri; Salmoniformes; Salmonidae. Gene Ontology annotation, cellular component: endoplasmic reticulum membrane. The transcript is spliced from 12 exons.
UCUUGCCCCUCAGGGAAUGUAUUCGUUGAAUGGAGAAGAGAUGUGGGAAAUGAGAAUGUCAAGAAAUGAAUGUCGUUACAUAUAUAGCUAGCUGUUGGUUGCGACAGAGUAGCGGAUAGUUCUACCGAGUAGAGUACAUUUGAACCGUAAUUGGUAGCUGUAUUUCCAAUAGAUAAGGGUACUUUGCGCCGAUUUUCUUUCUAGAGAGCACGCCUGCGUUUGUGUAAGGGCGAGAGCAAGGAAUGGCCGCGGACGUGGAUAAAAUAAUCCCGGAGGACAAGAAAGCUUGUUUGGGGGAGGAUGAGCGUCUGGACAAAUCUCAAGGCGGUGAACGACUGGCGCCUGGCAGGUCCAAGCGUUCUUGGAUCAUUGGAGCAAUGUCAACAUUGCUUAUGUUCAUUAUUGUUCCCCUUCUUGCCUUUGGUUACACAUAUUAUCAGGACUCACAGCUACUUAAACGUCAUGAAGUGGCCUUGAAAGCACUGGGCACCGAGGGCCUCUUUCUCUUCUCCUCCUUGGACACAAACCAUGACCUGUACCUUAGUCCUGAGGAGUUCAAACUCGUCGCAGAGAAACUCACAGGGAUCUCACCUCCAGCAGAUUUUGAGGAGGAAGUGACCCAUGACCCCAAUGGAGAGACCCUAACCCUGGAGGCCAAGAUGCAGCCUCUGCAGCUUGACACAAUGACGAAGAGCAAGGACGGCUUCCUCGGGGUUACUCAUAGUUCCCUGAGUGGGCUGCGUUCCUGGCAGAGUCCUGCUGUGCCCUCCAUGUCCUUCUCUGCCAGCCAGUUCAGGGCCUUCCUGCCCCCCAAAAACAAAGGGGAAGUGGGGGACACCUGGUGGGUCAUUCAGAGUGAGCUCAACAUCUUCACUGGGUACCUGCCAAACAAUCGCUACCACCCUCCUGCACCACGAGGAAAAGAGGUUCUCAUUCACUCCCUGCUAAGUAUGUUCCAUCCACGGCCCUUCAUCAAGUCUCGUUUUGCCCCUCAGGGAACAGUGGCCUGCAUCCGAGCCGCCAGUGACUUUUAUCUAGACAUUGUCUUCAGGAUCCAUGCAGAGUUUCAGCUCAAUGAUGUCCCAGACUUCCCCUUCUGGUUCACCCCGGGCCAGUUCACUGGCAACAUCAUCCUCUCCCGGGACUCCUCCCACGUCCGACAGUUCACCCUCUACGUCCCCAACGACAGGACUCUGAAUGUGGACAUGGAGUGGCUCUAUGGAGCCACUGAGAACAGUAAUAUGGAGGUGGACAUUGGAUACCUGCCACAGAUGGAGCUGCAGGCCGCUGGUCCAUCCACUCCCUCCUUCAUCCAGGAUGAGGAGGGGAAUAUUAUCGAUAGCCGAGGUGGAGGCAGCGACCCUAUCCAGUUUGUCUUCGAGGACAUACACUGGACAUCUGAGAUCAGCCGCGAGGAGGCUGCUCGCCGCCUCGAGGUCACCUUCUACCCCUUCAAGAAGGUGUCAUACCUGCCCUUCUCGGAGGCCUUUCAGCGAGCGCAGGAAGAGAGCAAGCUGGUGCACUCCAUCCUCCUCUGGGGGGCACUAGAUGACCAAUCCUGCUGAGGUUCGGGGCGGACUCUCCGGGAGACAGUCCUGGAAAGUUCGCCCGUUCUGGCCCUGCUCAACCAGAGCUUCGUCAGCAGCUGGUCCCUGGUCAAAGAGCUGGAGGACAUGCAGGCUAACAAGCAGAACCCGGUUGAGAGUCAGAGGGCCCGCCUACACCUGGAGAAUUACAACUUUCCAGUAGAAAUGAUGGUGGCGCUGCCCAACGGCACUAUUGUUCACCAUAUCAAUGCUAACUACUUCCUGGACCAGACGUCCAUGAAGCCGGAGGAGGAAGCUGCCACAUUUAGCUUCUCUGGGGGGUUCGAGGACCCAUCCACUGCUACGUACAUCAACUUCCUCAAAGAGGGUCUGGAGAAAGCAAAGGAGCACCUAGCACAGUAAAGACGAACGGUGGUCAAAAGUGUGUGUGUGUGUGUAAAAACUAGAGUAAUUCCUCUGUGAAGGAUAAUGAUCAAAGAAAAAGCUAACUUGUGUGUAGGGAUCCUAAAGUGCUGGCUUGGCAGCUGUUAACUUUUCAGGUUGUUUUACUAGCAUCCAAUAUGAUCAGUAUUACAACAACCUCUUCAAACGACAGUGGCCACUAUACCAGUUGAGCCCUCCUGAAGACAACUUUUUUUUUUUUCAUAACUAAACUCAAUACUCAGUUACUAGAUGUUCUUUCAAGUUAACAUGCUUCUAAUCCCAUUCCAUAUAAUCGCUAAUGUUGCUGUUACUUACCAACUAUUUUAAAGUACAAUGUUCAGAACAGUGGCCAGGCUCCGAACAUUGCUUUGACCUCACCUACUAGUGGCUAAUUAAUUUGACUUAUUUAUGCCUUCUGUUAUCAUGUCAUAACAGUGAGUGAGAUUUGCUCAAACUUUUCUUUAUAUCUACAUUUUCAUAUCAAAACAGACCGCACCAUAAUGCAUUGUUCUGUUUUAUUUGUUAUAUCUCUCAAUAUGCAAAGAACCACACGUUUUAUUUCUGUUGGGGGGGGCAGGGCAGGUCAAGUUGUUCCCUCUAGAGUUUCAGCAGUUUGUGACGGCCUUGCCUGAAAGUCCAAAGUUGGCUGGGUAGGGCCUGAUGUCAUUGCUUAAGCUUCUGCAGGCAACACCCCCGCUCUGUUCCCCUUGAGGUUGCCAACAGCUGUCAUGGAAACCUGGAAACAAAGCUGUAUGGUGGCACAAUGUGUAAUGUAAUAAUUGUUUGUUUUGUUAAUAUUUUUUAUGAAAGCCAAUAGUCUUAUGUUGACUGACUAGUUAUUUCUUAACACCUUGACCAUGAGAUCUGAACUUAAGGGGUGACUACACAACAAAAUGAACUUAGAGGCAAGAAGAAGUUAAUCAUUGUGGAUUCUAUCACGUGUACAUGUGAUAAACUUUGAAAUGGGUCAUCUUAGGAAAGGUUUCUCCAUCAGCCUCUUGUUAAGCGCUGCAAUGUAGGCAGCACAUUCAGCCAUUGCAGAGGUGAGUCAUCCCCUUGAAAUAGGCUUUUUGACUGAUAGUGGCAAA